Molecule: messenger RNA, 6712 nt
Organism: Sebastes umbrosus (honeycomb rockfish)
Lineage: Eukaryota; Metazoa; Chordata; Actinopteri; Perciformes; Sebastidae
Product: katanin-interacting protein
Exons: 29
Coding region: 299-5170 (1623 amino acids)
Source: RefSeq, a predicted model, not a curated record
UAACUAAUGCUAACUAGCCACUAGCUAACCUAACAGUUGAGCGUUAACUAGUGAGCCGUGUAAUGUCAACACAGACAGAAAUGUGUAGCGUGUUUGAGCUGGUUAAUGUCAUAUAAAAUCGAUAUAGUUGGCACACAUCUGCACAAAUGGGCAGGCUUGCGUAACGUCAAUGAGAUUUAAUGAAGAUGGUGGUAAUCAAACACAACCACAGAUUUCAGUGAUAUUUAUGGAGAAUCAUCGGCUCCUCUCCAUCCACAAUAUGGGAUAGGGUUAUGUGAUCAUCUGCAGCCAACACACAAUGGAUAACGAGGAGAGCAAGACGUGCCAAGGAGAGAAGCAAGCCUCCGCUGUGGACGACACUCUGGAUGAAUAUUUAAUCGCCCUCCAGCACAAAAACAGGAUCCUAAAGCGCCUUAAAGUCAAAGAACCCAGGGAGAUUGAGUUGGAGCAGCUUGAGCAAGGUUUCUCCAUUUAUCUUAACGGAGCCAAUGCUGAAGCCAAUAAGAAGCAGCACAAGUGCUCCAACCACAAGUCUGUCACCUCCACACCUGCUCGGAGGUCUGCACGCACAGCAGAUGUCUGUCGAAGCGCCCACCAGUUAACUGAAGACGGCGGUAAUCUGGAGCAGACCCGCGGGAAGAGGAGCCACACCGCCCCAGGAAAGGUCCAGAGGAAACAAUGGGUCAAGGAUUCUGUCAGAAUUCGAACAGAAGAAGGAACAUUUUUGACGAUCUGGCCAGAAAAGCGCUACUCCGAGGAUUUUGAGCCCUAUGAAAGUGUAGACAUGGAGAGCUCCAGCUCGCGGUCGCCUCGCUCCCCAAGGGACGCCUGCAAGGUGUCGCGCUCCUUCAGCUCCAGGCACGAGAGCCAAGGAGGCCAAGCAAAUCAGGAACACAAUGAGAAAGUGCUUCUCAACCUCGAGGAAGUGAAGGCUCUGCGCCGGAGCCUGGAGGUUAGCAUGCGGCGGAGCAGCCGCGGCUCGGCGGGGGAGGAGUCGGACGAGGAGUGGGUCGAGGAGCAGAUCGAGAGGGAGGAGAGCAACGAGAGUCUGGACGAACUGGGGCUGCCCCUCUCGUCCUCCAAGUCCUCCUCCAACCCUCGGCCCAGCGGCGCCCAUAGCCGUUUCGACUCGGCGAACCUCAUCGUCCUGGACUUUGGACCCUCAACUAAAGGUCGUAAGAUUGAACGCUCUCUGUCUGCAAAAAGGAAAGAAAACACUGACGCCUUUAUACCCACUAAGCCUAUGUUGGUGAAAAGCAAAACAUUAGAUGGGCCACCUUCCAAAGAGAGCUGGGAUGGUCAGAGGCCAAGGAGUCGGGUGGAGAGGCCCCUGUCAGCAGCCAGGAAGGCUUCUGUUGAGGAGCGAGACUCGGAGGAGAUGGCAUGCAGGGUGCGCCAGGCCAUUCAGAGAGAAAACGACCCCCUGCAGAGUCCUGAGCUCUUUAGCCGCAACACGGGCAGGGGACACCAGAUGAUGAAUGGCUUAGCGCACCACAACAGCCACGACAAAGAUGAGAACAGUGUCACUGUGGCCAUGCAGAGAAUCACGCUUAUGGGCCCCGGGCAACAACAGAAACUGCUGAAAGCCUUGGAGAACCUUGAAGCAGGACCCAGCUAUAACAUCCCCCAGAGUGUCAAAACAGACUACAGCAAGCAGCCGCAAAGGCUGUCCUCGGCAGAGGUCACCCCGGCAUUGUAUGUUACCAUGGAGAUCCUGUCAAACUGGGGGAGCGCUUCACAGGUUGGGUUGACUGAGUUGCAGUUCUUCUGUCUCAGAAACAAGAAGCUGUUUGUGUCUCCUCACAACCUAGACAUCAGGAACGUUGACCACCCCGGGAAUCUGGGGGCACUUGUCAACGGAAAGGUGGAGACCACCAAAGAGCGUCACAUGUGGACGUGUCCGUUCCACGGCCCCAUCCAGCUCUACUUCAUCAUCAGGAACACGGAGCGCUCCCCAAACUUCGGAUUAUCUUGCAUCAAAAUCUGGAACUACAACAGAAGCCUCAAUGAUCUUGACAUUGGUGCACGGCAGGUAAAGCUGUACCUCAACAGCACAUUGGUGUUUGAAGGUGAGCUGGAUAAGGGCUGCUGCACCACAGUGGACCUCCAGGACUUCCAGGUUCCAGACUCCGUGUUUUCCAGCCCUGUGUCUUCAGGACACAAUCUAGGGGGGGCCAGCCCCCAGCGCCAUGAGGACAGGACGGACGGGGAGGGCAGCAGCACCCAGCACCACCACCACUUUUGGAAUCCGCAGCCAUCAGACGCAGGCCAGGCUAUGAUAGACAUGCAGGAGAAACCACAUACACUGCUACCACCCAUCACUCCUUCACCAGUGGGGGUUUCAUCUAUCGCUCGUCACUCCUCCACAGAAAGAAACUCUUUUGACCUGUCUGCCUCGGAGGAGCCCCUCUCUCUCAGGCAGCAGGUGGAGCAGCCUGCACCCAUGGAGCAGACGGUCACCACCCAGCCGUCUUCCUCGCGGGUGGCCCCCCAGUGGCUGCAGCCCCUGAACAGAGGAGCUCCGGAGGGCUGCGAGGCCAGCAGGGAGAGGCCCCGAUGGCUGGUGCCUCAGCACUCUGCAGAGCCCAAAUCUCCGUCAGCCUCAUCCUCCUCAAUUCUCCCGGAGCUGCCGUGUAACCCGGGCCGAGUGUGUAGGGGGGUGGAGAGGACAGCGAACGGGGGUCAGUGGAAGGCCGACUCUUUGGACCUGAGCAGGGACCUGCUGGAGGAGCUCGCGGAGCAAAAGUCUGACAGGCCCAUCAGCGGACGCAGGAGCUCAUUUCGAAACACUGCAUCCAGGCAGACAGAGGAGCAGCACCUCAGAGCUACUGCACUGUCAAACACAGAGGAGCCGAUGUCGUUGGUGAGCGCUAGCAGGAGGCAGUGCACUUCUCUGGCCCAGCUGCACAGCCAACAGGAUAACACCCUCAUGGAGUCCUGGGACUCUCUCACUAAGUUCAACCAAUGCCAGCGUGGACGAAUCUCCAACAUGGGCUUCGAAGGUGACAUCUUUGAUGAGUUCCUCCAGCGCCAGGGCCGUGGUCCACCCACAGUCCCGGUCAACCCCUCCACAGCACCCAGGAGCCCCCAUUCCUCCUUCACCGCUCAGGGCCCACAGUGCGAAGGCCCUGAUGACGAUCCUUCCAUGGAGCGGGAGGACGAGUUUGAGAUCCCCGUGCUGCCGCAGGGCCAACGGCUGGUCAUCGACAUCCUGUCCACCUGGGGCGAUCGCCACUACGUGGGCCUCAACGGCCUCGAGGUGUUCAGUUCCAGUGGAGAGCCCCUACGACCUGCUCAAAUCCAAGCCGACCCUCCAGACAUCAACAUUCUCCCUGUGUACGGCAAAGAUCCACGCGUAGUCACUAACUUGAUCGAUGGCGUCAAUCGUACCCAGGAUGACAUGCACCUUUGGCUCGCGCCGUUCACCCCUGGUCGUAGUCACACCAUCUUCCUGGACUUCGGAGCGCCCUGCCAUGUAGCCAUGAUCCGUGUGUGGAACUACAACAAGUCACGCAUUCACUCCUUCCGAGGGGUGAAGGAGGUGGAGAUGCUGCUGGAUGGAAGGUGCAUCUUCAGGGGCGAGAUCGCCAAAGCCUCUGGGACUCUGUCUGGAGAAUUGGACCAAUUUGGUGACACUAUCCUGUUCACCACCGAUGAUGAGAUCCUGGAGGCUAUGUCUCAUUACGAUGAAACCUUCCUCAGCGAAGGUGAGGGACCCGAGGGCCUCGUUGCCGAGGAGGAGCUGCAGAGACCACGCACCGCUGAUGGAGAGGGAGAGGAAAGACCCUUCACACAGGCCGGCUUCCGAGAGGAAGACCUCAAAUUGAAACUCCACCUCAACCCCACCGUGAGCCAGACUGAGGAGAACAUGGAGCAUAUUCCUGGGAUGUACACCGGAAAGUGCCUUAGACUAGAGCUGGUGUUGACUUGGGGGGACUCCCACUACAUGGGCCUGACAGGAUUGGAGGUGGUGGGGAAGGAUGGAGAGAGUUUACCUUUAGACCUCAGCAUGAUGGCUGCCUCACCCAGAGACCUCAACGACCUGCCUGAUUAUGAAGACGACUUUCGCACGCCGGAUAAGCUUAUAGAUGGCCACAACAUUACCACUGAUGACCAGCACAUGUGGCUGAUCCCUUUCUCCUAUGGAGAGCCGCACACCCUGAACAUGACGUUCAACAAGACCCAGACCGUCGCUGGACUCCGUAUCUGGAACUACAACAAGUCCCCUGAGGACUCUUACAGAGGGGUGAAGGUGAUCCAUGUGUUCAUGGAUGAUGUUGCCAUCUCCCCAACGGACGGAUUCCUGAUCAGGAAAGGACCAGGCAACUGUCACUUUGACUUUGCUCAGGAGAUCCUCUUCGUCGACUUCCUCCAGACGCCCACCGACAACAAGAGUGUGGAGGACUACCACAAAGGAAGCUCUAAGAAACCAGAACAGGCCAGCAUGGACUAUGAAGCUCCCAUCAUGCCUUGUGGAUUCAUCUUUCAGCUGCAGCUGUUAACAACCUGGGGAGACCCGUACUACAUCGGCCUCAACGGCCUUGAAUUUUAUGACCAGAACCACGAGAAGAUCAGUCUCAGUGACAACAACAUCGCUGCUUUUCCAGACAGCGUGAACGUACUGGACAAUGUGAGCGGUGAUGUGAGGACUCCAGAUAAAUUAAUAGAUGGAGUCAACAGCACCCACGAUGGAAGAUACAUGUGGUUAGCCCCGGUGCUCCCUGGACUGGUGAACCGCGUGUACGUGAUCUUCGAUCAGCCGGUGACGGUGUCCAUGAUCAAACUGUGGAACUACUCAAAGACACCACAUAGGGGAGUAAAGGAGUUUGGGCUGCUGGUGGACGACCUCCUGGUGUAUAACGGCAUCUUGGACAGCGUAAGCCAUGUGGCACGAGGCAUUCUGCCCACCUGUGAUCCAGUGGUGCCCUACCACACCAUCCUGUUCACAGACAACGCCUACAUCGCACACCGUGAGAGGAACACCGUCAUCAGCCCCCGUGGCAGCAGACACCACCCACAUAAUUACGUGGAGGACCAGGAUGUGAAGAUGACCAAUGAGAAUCAGAUAGUCCAUCACAACAAGAAGAAGAAGAAGCAGACGGCAGAUCCAGCUCUUCGGCCUAAUACCUGCAUGACUGAUGGAGGGAAACAUGGAAAGAGGAGGUACUAACAGACAGAUGUGGAUUCUCAAACAAAGAGAGCAGAACUAAAAAGAGAGGAACUAUGGCUGACUUUUUUUAAAGCCCACUUUUUGGUGGGUGACUUUUGAAAAAGCAGUCGUGGUUUGUAACACACUGAAGAGAACACAGCUUGCACAGAUAACAAUGGGUUUUGCACACACACACACACACACACACACACACAAACAAACACACACACGCACACACACAGGAUUCCACUUUAUGGUUGGAUCACUCCCUCCUCCCCACCCAGACACAAGUUAUCCUGAACACGUACUGUACGGUUGCCCCAGGUGUCCCUCCCACGGUGCCAGGAUAAACCUGUGAGGCUGCAUUUUUUUAUCAGCCCUAUUAUUGUGCCUAGUACUCAACACUAUAUCUGUGGCUGCUACUUGUGACUUUCUGUGCUGCAUAUUUAAAUGCUGCUUGUGGCGUGUAAAUACUUAUAAAAAAAAAAGAAAAGAAAAAAGCUUCAAGGCCACAUGAAUACACUCUCACAUCAGGAUGUGGCCAACGCUACAGUUAUUAAUGAAUUGUAUCCACUGAUGAGUCUAGACGACCAGCUCUUUGCCCUAAUGGGUACGAGAUCUGACUUAACACUCCCGCCAGUACACCAACCAAUCGUAACGCUAUGCAGACACUGAUUUAUAUCUAGUCGUGAUUUAUAUCUAACAUAUUUCAAAGCCUAAUGGUUUUACUUGGGGAAGUGCUUCCAGAGAGCUUUUCACCUUUUUGAAAAAGAUUUAUAUCGAAGGCUAAAGUGGUUACACUUUGUAGUUGAAAGUACAAUUUUUGUACAUUUCAGCUCGAAGCUUCAGACUCCACACUUGAAUCUUCGAUACGUAUUUGGCCUCGCAAAAUUCGGUCAGUGUAUUUUCUGCGGUUAGCAUCAGGUAGAAAAGAAAAACUUGUUUGCAAUCCAAGUGACCUUUUAUCGAAGUUGCUAUAUAAGGUAGAUUUUAUGGAGGCAAACACUUCAUGAGCCAAUACAGCUGUUUUAGUAAUUUGGUUGGAAAUAGAAAAAAUAAUCUACAUUUAGAUUUUGAGUAGAUUCAGUAACAGGCAACUUCUAAUAUGCAAAUACUAUAACCUUACCUCAAAUUGAGACAAAUGAUCUUUAAAAAAGGGAUUUAUCUGCUUCUACCUUCACUAUAAUACUUAGUAGUCGGUGUUGUACUAUUCAUUCAUUCAAUAUUUACCGUACUAACUUGUUGCAUGGUGGGAAAUUAGCUGUUAUCAUCUUAAACUGUUAGAUACUUUUGUUUGGAGGAGUUUUUACUGCUUCAUCGAGCCUCGAUAUAAACCAUUUCAUACUCCUUACUCAUGAUGGGAGUACAUGUAUAUGAAAUUAUGUAUUUAAUUUGCUCUACAGCAACAAUGGUCAUUAUUCUGUAUCUCGGUCCUGCUCCGUCGGGCGGUGGCUAUUAUUGUAUGUGUGACAUUUUUGACAAUAUUUAAUUAUUUUUCUAAUCUUGAUUAAAUAUGUAUAUUUGAUGUAGGUUUAUUUGAAAUGAAUAAAAUAUAAAAAUAUA